Messenger RNA from Fragaria vesca subsp. vesca, 1557 nucleotides. Its product is annotated as B3 domain-containing transcription factor NGA1-like. NCBI's taxonomy places the organism in Eukaryota, Viridiplantae, Streptophyta, Magnoliopsida, Rosales, Rosaceae. The coding region runs from base 160 to 1557 and encodes 465 amino acids. Gene Ontology annotation, molecular function: DNA binding; DNA-binding transcription factor activity. The transcript has a single exon. The record is from RefSeq and is a predicted model, not a curated record.
UAGAACGAGAUAGAACAAAUACCAACAAAACGAAAACAAAGAGGAAAGUAUAGGCUGAGAGCUAGCUACCAAAAUUGCCCACCUGCUCAGAGCCGUGUUUGAAUUUAAUUUCAUCCACCUCCUCCCUGCGCAGAUCUUCGAGAUCUAGCUUUCCUGAUCAUGAAUUUCGGCGCAUCUAGAGACGGAGGAGGAGGGGGUUUCUCCGAGGAUGAAGUCAGAGGUAAGCUUCCCUUUUCGUCUUACUCUCCCACCUCUCCUUCUUCCUCUUCUUCUUCACCUCACUUCAACACAGCCAGUACCGCCACUCUUCUCCCCGCUGGUCUCAGCAGCUCCUCCGCCAGUUGGGAUACUUACGGCGGGGGCGGUGGUCCAGACACGAGGCUAGAGCUGAUGGAUUCGUCGACGCCGCGAAACAACGCCGAGAAUUGUAAGCAGGAGUCGAACAAUGAAGCUCAUAUUACCACAGCAGAAGCAGUAGCGGCCAUAGAGAAAGAGCACAUGUUCGACAAAGUGGUGACCCCGAGCGAUGUUGGGAAACUUAACCGGCUGGUGAUUCCGAAGCAGCACGCCGAGAAGUACUUCCCGCUGGACUCGUCCACCAACGAGAAGGGGCUCCUCCUCAACUUCGAGGACCGGACCGGCAAGCCGUGGCGGUUCAGGUACUCGUACUGGAACAGCAGCCAGAGCUACGUCAUGACCAAAGGCUGGAGUCGCUUCGUGAAGGAGAAGAAGCUUGACGCGGGCGACAUCGUGUCGUUCCAGCGCGGACUCGGCGAGUUGGGAAAGGACCGCCUCUACAUUGACUGGAGGCGCCGCCCCGACGCGCCCGAUCCCAACCACCACCACCACCACGCGCUUCAUCACCACAGUUAUGGGAUUCCUCCCCCGCAUCAUUACUCGUUCCACCGCUCGGUUCCGUGGAGUCCACUUCUAAUGCGGCCACCUGGAUCUUCGUCAGUGACUGCACGCGAGCACCAUUUACAGCAGCUCAAUUACAGCAUGAACAUUCAUCCCUAUCGGAACAGCAGCUAUUCUAGUGGCAGCGCUGGCGGCGGCGGCGGUUUUGGUUAUGGAAAUGUGGUGAAUAUGAACAUGAACAUGAACCCGGUGUGUACGGCGCCGGUUUAUUAUCUGAGAUCGGGUGGAGUAGGAGGAGGAGCAGUGUUCCCACAGCAGUUACAUGAACAAGAGGGAAGUACUGCUAGUGCUGCUGCUCAUGUUCAUUCUCAUCAUCAAGUGGGUCUGGGUCAGCUGAGUCGGGUUAAUGUGGUCGAGCCCAUGGUUUUGGAGUCGGUGCCAGUGGUCCAUGGCAAGGUAGCGGCAGCAGGCAAGAGGCUGAGGCUGUUUGGAGUAAACAUGGACUGCGCCGUAUCCGAUCAGUCGUCGGACGAGUGCGACAUUUUGUCAUCAACAACUACUACUACAGCAGCAAUGGCACUUUCCCAACCCCCACUUCAGUUAAGGCUCUACGACGGCACCCCGGCCACCACCGACUUCUUCAACAGAGGGAAGACUUCUUCAUCGUCGACCUCAAUGUCCUUGGAUUUCGAUGUCUGA